Dunckerocampus dactyliophorus (ringed pipefish) is the source of this 2461-nucleotide messenger RNA. It is a transcript of the gene tbx1, whose product is annotated as T-box transcription factor 1. The transcript has 8 exons. The record is from RefSeq and is a predicted model, not a curated record. The coding region runs from base 354 to 1901 and encodes 515 amino acids. Gene Ontology annotation, biological process: regulation of transcription by RNA polymerase II; positive regulation of DNA-templated transcription; cell fate specification. Gene Ontology annotation, molecular function: DNA-binding transcription factor activity, RNA polymerase II-specific; RNA polymerase II cis-regulatory region sequence-specific DNA binding. Lineage: Eukaryota; Metazoa; Chordata; Actinopteri; Syngnathiformes; Syngnathidae. Gene Ontology annotation, cellular component: nucleus.
UGGAUCUUUGCUCGCUUUUGACAUUCUCGUACAGCAGCAGUAGUUUCUGCUGCAGGCACAUGACAACACCCCGAACACGGAACGCGCGCUCGCCCUCCUCUUUUGUGGAGAGCGACGAUGGUUUGACACCAGGACAACUUUAGAGCUUCUUUAAAUGAACCCAAAGGAGGGGAAACUUUGGCGUUUUCACCUUAGCAGUGGGAAUACUUUUCAAGCACACUUUGGCAACCACGGAUCCCCGGUGCGGGCAUGUGAGAAGCCCCUUUUUGGCGCAUGUUCCUCGGCGUUGUGCGCAGCCUUCUCCUUGGAACGUGGAGUAGGAGGAGGACUUUUCCGAACCGGAGCCCUUGCCUAUGGACGACGGUGGUCCCCUCUCUCCCAGGGCAAAUGCUUUCAGUAUUGCCUCUCUGAUUUGUGCUGCAGAACAAGCAGGAAACGCAGCGUUUGACAAGCCGAGAGCCUGUCUCGACCAAGCGGACGCUGAGGACCACAGCGGCUUCACCAUGCACUACAGCACUGUGACGCGGGAAAUGGAAGCCAUAUCCAGUCCGUGGCUGACGCAGCUGUCCCAUUUUUGCGAUGUUGCAGCCUUCACGACCAGCAGUCUGAGCAGCCUGAACACCCCGGGGGGUUACCACCUCUCUCCGUCCCCCGGGGAUCCUUACACCCAACAUGAGGCCCACUUCGAGCCGUGCCCGGCAGCUCAGCCCAGCUACAGCUACCCGGGCCAGGCGCCACCACCGAGCGACCCCGCCGGGACCCCUUGUUCCUCAUCCUCUUCCAGCUCCACACCCACCAGCAAGAACAUUGUGAAGAAGAACCCCAAAGUGGCCAACAUUAACGUCCAGCUGGAGAUGAAGGCCCUGUGGGACGAAUUUAAUCAGCUGGGCACCGAGAUGAUCGUCACGAAGGCGGGAAGGAGAAUGUUUCCAACUUUCCAAGUGAAAAUAUUUGGAAUGGAUCCCAUGGCGGACUACAUGCUCCUCAUGGACUUCUUGCCAGUAGACGACAAACGUUACAGGUAUGCAUUCCACAGCUCUUCGUGGCUCGUGGCGGGUAAAGCUGACCCGGCCACCCCGGGAAGGGUGCACUACCACCCGGACUCGCCGGCCAAGGGCGCCCAGUGGAUGAAGCAGAUUGUUUCUUUUGAUAAACUCAAACUCACCAACAACCUCCUAGAUGACAACGGACAUAUCAUUCUGAACUCCAUGCACCGCUACCAGCCCAGGUUCCACGUUGUCUAUGUGGAUCCCCGCAAAGACAGCGAGAAGUACGCAGAAGAAAACUAUAAAACUUUUGUGUUUGAGGAAACUCGCUUUACUGCAGUCACAGCGUACCAGAACCAUCGGAUCACCCAGCUGAAGAUAGCCAGUAAUCCUUUUGCAAAAGGCUUUCGGGACUGUGACCCAGAGGACUGGCCCAGGAAUCACAGGCCAGGCUCCUUGCCAAUAAUGAGUGCUUUUGCCAGAACAAGAAACCCAAUGUCAUCUCCGCCUCAGCAGAACGGCACAGAGAAAGAUGACAACAGGCGGGAAUACGAGCGAGACCCCAGUGGAACGCCCAUCCACGCCGACUCCGCUCACCAGCUUAUGUCCCGGGUCCUCAGCCCUGCCCUUCCGGUCCCAGGAGGCCUCCACACCGUCCCCCUCACCGGUGGCCGCCCCAGCCCUCCCCAUGACCUUCGGUCAGACCACCACACUCUACCCCCGGACACCCUGCACCACCAUCCCUACAAAUAUCCCACCAGCUACGAACACUACUUGGGAGCCAAGACCAGGCCGUCCCCUUACCCUUUACCCAGCAUCAGAGGGCACACGUACCACCACCACAUGAACCCUGCCACAGCAAACAUGUACUCGGCCACCAGUGGGCCCUCAAACUACGACUACGGGCCCAGAUAAUGACUGCAAAAUGCACACUGGGCAGUGGAAAUUGAGCCAGGCAGCCUCAAAACCCUUUUAGGGGCUCUUGCAUCCUGCAGGGUGCAUUCACAGACUGAAAUAAACCCUGCUGUAUUUAUUUAAAGAAUCUCUACAGGGUGCAUGGACACCCCAGAGGUCUCAACGGAGAUCACACCUCGGACAGUGCAGUGCAGACACUGAGCCCGCAGAAUGAGGAGAACACGUUUGAUCACAGACUGGAAUGGAUUUUUUUUUGUGUUGAAUGCACUUUUGGAUUUGCCUCAUUUCUAAAGCUUAAAAAAAGCCAUAUGCUAUAUAGUCCCUGGAUCUUGUAGGUAGACAAGACGUUUGCAUGCUGAGCUCACCGAAGAUAAAAAGGAUGUCGAAGCACAUUCGAUUGUUUUUGUGCGCGGAGCAAAUGAAAGGUGAACAUCUUGAGCCGCUCUGAGAAGCUUGUACCACGGCACUGACUUGCAGCAAUUCAAAGUAAAUAAAAUGAAGCAGAAUGACUGUUCUGUGUCUGUAAAAUAAACAUUACAUUCUUGCAAUUCAUCAAAAAA